Messenger RNA from Amborella trichopoda, 5243 nucleotides. Lineage: Eukaryota; Viridiplantae; Streptophyta; Magnoliopsida; Amborellales; Amborellaceae. The record is from RefSeq and is a predicted model, not a curated record.
AAAAACAAAUCCUUUCACCGCUUCAUUUCAAUUUCCCCCUCAAUUUUUCUACUUAUAUUUGUCCUUUUUGUGUUGAUGUAAAAGGGUUUAAAAUCUUCUGCAGCUCGUAUUCUCAUAUGUCGCAGAUGAUUUCAUCUUUGAAUUUUUAAUAUUUGUCCUAAACAGACCACCAUUGAACCCUACUCUCUCCCUCUAUCUAUCUACUGGUACCUGGUGUUUAAAACUUGGAGUGUUUUUUCCUCUCUGCGUUCUGAGGAUUGGGCUUUAAUGCAGGUUGGAUCUCCUCGAUUCAGGUGCAGAUAGUAAUAAAUGUUUUCAUUCCACCAUCCAUAGAUAUCUGCAUUGGUAGCCAACCACAUUUGAGGGGGAGGAGAAUAUAUCCUCAGCUCUAAAAUGUCUCUCUUCAGUAGAUUUUUCUAUAGAAGGCCUCCAGAUGGCCUGCUUGAAUUUGUAGACAGGGUAUAUGUUUUUGAUUCUUGCUUUUCAACGGAGGUGCUGCCUGAUGAAAUGUACCAUAUUUACUUGCGUGAGAUUGUUACUGAACUGCAUGAAGAGUUCCCAGAUUCUUCAUUCCUAGCAUUUAAUUUCAGAGAGGGAGAAAAGAGGAGCCAGUUUGCUGAAAUUCUUUGCCAAUAUGAUGUCACGAUUAUGGAUUACCCUCGCCAAUAUGAAGGGUGCCCCCUUGUUCCUCUCUCCCUCAUUCAACAUUUCCUUCGAGCAAGUGAGAGUUGGCUGUCUUUAGGCAACCAUCAGAACAUUGUACUUCUCCACUGUGAAAGAGGAGGUUGGCCUCUCUUAGCAUUUCUCCUAGCUAGCUUCUUAAUUUACCGAAAAUUGUACAGUGGUGGACAGAAAACCCUCGAAGCAGUCCAUAGAGAGGCUCCUAAAGGAUUUCUACAGCUUCUCUCUCCUCUAAACCCAUUUCCAUCUCAAUUACGUUACCUUCAGUACAUUGCUAGGAGGAAAAUGUCUCCAGAAUGGCCUCCUACAGAGCGCGCACUUUCACUGGACUGUCUCAUUCUUCGUGCUAUUCCCAGUUUUGAUUCACAGAAUGGAUGCCGACCUAUUAUUCGAAUUUUCGGGAGAAACCUUCAUAGCAAGGGUGGCCUCUCGACCCAGAUGCUUUUCUCAAUGCCCAAAAAGAAGAAAACCCUGAAACAUUAUCGGCAGGUGGAAUGUGAUGUUAUAAAGAUUGAUAUUCAGUGUAUGGUUCAAGGAGAUGUUGUCCUGGAAUGCCUUCAUUUGGACAUGGAUCCUGAACGGGAAGUUAUGAUGUUCCGGAUUAUGUUCAACACUGCUUUUAUUCGGUCGAACAUUUUAAUGUUGAACUGUGAGGAUCUGGACAUUCUCUGGGAUGCAAAGGAGAGAUAUUCUAAAAAUUUUCGGGCAGAGGUUUUAUUUGGUGAGAUAGAGAGCCUCUCUCCACCGAGAGCUCCAACAGAGACUUUAAAUGGUGAGGAGAAAGGUGGAUUACCUGUUGAAGCUUUUUCCAAGGUUCAAGAACUUUUUAGUGGUGUUGAAUGGGUUGACAGUGGUGGUGAUGCUGCAUUGUGGUUACUGAAACAGAUAUCAGCAAAUGCCUUGCAAGAAAAAAUUGAGAUGCUGUUUCCGAAUGAUAUUAAAGGAAUACAUGGGUUGCAAAAUAAAUUAAGUGUGCCUCCAUCACCUAUUGAGUCUGAAGAUGAAAAGGAAGACCUUAAAGCAGCUAACAAGCUUGUUACUCUACCUCUAGUUGAUCCCACUAGUGAGCAAAAAGAUGCCUUUGACCCGUCUUCAUUACCACUAUCAACCAUUUCAACAGUAUCUGCUUUGCCCAGCUUUGCUCAACACGAUCGCAAUUCUUUGGUACCCUCUUCUAGAAAUGCCCAAGUAAAUCUUCCUCCACCCCCAUCACCCCCUCCACCGCCACCUCCACCUCCACCUCCACCUCCACCUCCACCUUCCUUGAACACCUCUGAUUUUGUCUCACCACCUCCCCCAAAAUCUCAUGGAGGUCCACCACCACCACCACCUCCUCCUCGACCUCCCAAUGUAUCUUCUGGUGGUGCCCCACCUCCACCCCCACCUCCACCUCCACCUCCUCCUCCUCCUCCUCCUCCUAGUAGAGCCCCACCACCUCCAGCUCCUCCUGACAUUUCGCCAAGGACCUCCUCCACCUCCACCACUUCCCCCACUCAAACAAGUAAAGGCCCUCCACCACCACCACCUCCACCUCCAUGUCCACCUCCUCCUCCCCUUACAACGAAAGGCCCUCCACCACCACCUCCUCCUCCUUCAACCGGUAAAGGCCCUCCACCACAACCACCUCCACCUCCUCCAACAAGUAAAGGCCCUCCACCACCACCACCACCACCACCACCUCCUCCUUCUUCAACAGGUAAAGGCCCUCCACCUCCUCCAACAAGUAAAGGCCCUCCUCCACCUCCACCUCCUCCUUCACCUGGUAGAGCACCUCCUCCUCCUCCCCCUCCUCCUUCAUCUGGUAGAGCACCUCCUCCUCCUCCCCCUCCUCCUUCAUCUGGUAGAGCACCUCCUCCUCCUCCCCCUCCUCCCAUUUCCUCAUCCAACAAAGGUCCUCCAACUCCACCUCCUCCUCCACCAAAGGGUAGUGGGGGUCCUCUACCACCUCCUCCGCCUUCCAUGGCAUCUGCCCAUGGUGCCCCAGCACCACCUCCGCCCCCUCCUGGACCUGCUCGUGGGGGCCCUCCUCCCCCGCCACCACUGCAAGCUGCAAAGCCUCCUGGCCCUCCGCCCCCACCCCUACACGGAGGAGGUCGUGGAGGCCAACAAGUCCCUCCACCACCUCCAGGUUCGAAAGGACCGAGCGCACCACAACCACCAUCAUUAGUGGCUGGAAGAGGAAGGGGUUCAUCUGGAUCAUCUAUUCCUGUUUCAGGGAGAGGGCGCGGAGUAACACAGGGUGCGCCCAAGAAAGCAUCAUUGAAACCAUUACAUUGGGUGAAAGUCACACGAGCAAUGCAAGGGAGUUUAUGGGCUGAUACUCAAAAGCAAGAAGAACAAUUAAGGGGUCCGGAUAUUGAUAUGUCGGAACUUGAGAACCUUUUCUCUUCGGCAGUUAUUUCUGAUGCAAGUAGAGACAAAGGUGGAAUUCGACGGGGGUCUAAUGUCAACAAACCAGAGAUAGUGCACUUGGUUGACUUGCGGCGAGCUAACAAUUGUGAGAUAAUGCUGACAAAGAUUAAAAUGCCCCUGCCAGAUAUGAUUAGUGGAGUCCUGGCUUUGGAUACCUCUGCAUUAGACAUUGAUCAGGUUGAAAAUCUCAUCAAAUUUUGUCCUACAAAGGAGGAGAUGGAGAUGCUUAAGAAUUAUAAUGGUGACAAGGAAAUGCUUGGGCGAUGCGAACAGUUUUUUCUUGAGCUAAUGAAGGUUCCUAGAGUGGAGUCAAAGUUAAGAGUGUUCUCCUUCCGGAUCACUUUCUCAACACAGGUUAAGGAAUUGCGUGCCAACUUAAAUACGAUCAACAAUGCUUCUAGAGAGGUAAAAGAUUCUUUGAAACUGAGAAGAGUCAUGCAGACCAUUCUUUCUCUAGGAAAUGCAUUGAAUCAGGGAACAGCUAGAGGAUCAGCUAUCGGCUUCAAACUUGACAGUCUUCUAAAAUUGUCAGACACUCGUGCAAGAAACAAUAAAAUGACGUUAAUGCACUACUUAUGCAAGAUGAUUUCUGAUCAAAUGCCGGAGUUGCUAGAUUUUGAUAAGGAACUUAUUCAUCUGGAAGCGGCAUCUAAGAUCCAAUUGAAAUCCUUAGCUGAGGAGAUGCAAGCAGUAAGUAAGGGUCUUGAAAAGGUUGAGCUGGAGCUCACUGCCUCAGAAAAUGAUGGUGCUAUAUCACUGGGCUUCCAGAAGGCUUUGAAAACCUUCCUUGAAACUGCUGAGGCUGAUGUGAGGUCUCUCAUUUCCUUGUACUCUGAAGUGGGAAGGAGUGCAGAUUCUCUUGCUCAGUAUUUUGGGGAAGAUCCUGCGCGAUGCCCUUUUGAGCAAGUGACUUCGACACUAGUCAUAUUUGUCAAUAUGUUCAAUAAAUCACGCGAGGACAAUGCCAAACAAGCUGAAGCUGAGAAGAAGAAACUCGAGAAGGAAACCAUGAGAGAGAAGGGGAACUCAUUGACUAGGAAAGAAUAAGAGGUCCAGAUUAAACUUAAUAGAGAAUGAAGUGGCCCCUGUAACCCAAAAUCUAAAACAAAGAUAAGACAGACAGCAACUUAGUUUUUGGCUGCAGAAAUUGACCGCUGAGGGACACCCUGGAAUUUCAAGUCUGCCUAAGGCAAUAAUCUCAAUUGGUAGCAAUGGUGUCAUGAGGUGUUUGGUUCCUUCUGUACAAAAUUGAUUCAAAUUCAAAAGAAAUGCAAUACGUUCCUUAAGAAAAUGCUUCGCCUGUCAGCACCUCGCAGGGUCCUCCAUUGAUGCACUUUUGCGCUUCCCUUAGGUAUGCUCUUGUAUCUUAGAUCUUGGGAAACCAAAAAUGGUAGGUGAUUGUAGCUGACAUGGAUAUCUGGUGCUUGGCUACACCUAUAUUUCUUCAGUGUAUUUUACCUUUCCCGAGGUGGGGUUUGAUUAUUGGGAAAUUAUAUGGUUUCUGUCCUAUAAUUUUAAGUACUAUAGAAACAGCAGUCAUUAGAGCUGUCGACACCCACUGAAAUGAUGUCCAAUGAUGGACAGAGUGGAAAAGGUCACAUCUUGUCUGGUGGGUUACACACACUCCUUUCUUCAUUAUCUUGCAUUUCAAGGGUGGUGAUGCCCCUAUGGGUCAUAUUGUAUUCCAUAGGCCUUGGGAUUAUGGUAUGCUUAGCCCUGAUUCACUGAGAAAACAUGAUAUUUUUCUGCCACCGUUGCUUCUAAUCACAAGGGUAUUAUUUCAUUCUAUUCAUGCAGGGUGUCCAUUUUGAAUAUUUGGUGACCCAUUUUUGCUUGGGCUUGAUGGGGAUCACUGCAAUUAUUAUACAAAAUGAGAGAGGAUGGUGCUGACGAAUUCUUUUUAGUAAAACCAGAUUAUACAGUGGGCAAGUUUAUACUGCUCCAAACCAGGUAUGGUUUUUUGGCCCUACCAUGUAACAUAAUCUACUCUUCCCUAGCAAAGUGCCUAGGAGUUGUAUAGUCAAGUAUGGCCCUUGACUGAUUCUUGUAUAGCCUUUUCAUCAAAGUGGUUCAUAUUUUUUGCCUUCACAAGAUUUCGUACUUAUUUCAGAGCAUGUAUUUUCCUUCUGAUAAAUUUGUAAACUUUCCGU